GCAAUAGAUUAGGUCAAAUACGAAACAACGAGGGUAUUUUCGAAAACGGCAUCCUCGUGCUGCCAUAUAAAAGCCUUCGAAUUCUGCUUAUUUCCUUUAUCGCUCAGUCUCUAGUGCGGCUGAGGGUACUCGCUUGGCAUUCUCCACUUCGUUGAAGUAUCUCCUGUUAAGGCAUCAUGGGUAAAGAGAAGACUCACAUCAACAUUGUGGUUAUUGGUCAUGUCGACUCUGGGAAGUCAACUACUACUGGCCACUUGAUCUACAAGCUUGGAGGAAUUGACAAGCGUGUUAUUGAGAGAUUUGAGAAAGAAGCUGCUGAGAUGAACAAGAGAUCAUUCAAAUAUGCCUGGGUGCUUGACAAGCUUAAGGCUGAGCGUGAAAGAGGAAUUACCAUUGAUAUUGCAUUGUGGAAGUUUGAGACCACCAAAUACUACUGCACAGUCAUUGAUGCUCCUGGACAUCGUGAUUUCAUCAAGAACAUGAUUACAGGAACUUCCCAGGCUGACUGUGCCGUCCUGAUCAUUGAUUCCACUACUGGUGGUUUUGAAGCAGGUAUUUCAAAGGAUGGACAGACUCGUGAGCAUGCUCUGCUUGCUUUCACUCUUGGGGUCAAGCAAAUGAUCUGCUGCUGCAAUAAGAUGGAUGCCACUACCCCUAAGUACUCAAAGGCCAGAUAUGAUGAAAUUGUGAAGGAAGUCUCUUCCUACUUGAAGAAGGUUGGUUACAACCCAGAUAAAAUUCCCUUCGUCCCUAUCUCAGGAUUCGAGGGUGACAACAUGAUUGAGAGGUCCACCAACCUUGACUGGUACAAGGGUCCAACCCUCCUUGAGGCUCUUGAUCAGAUCCAAGAGCCCAAGAGGCCCUCAGACAAGCCUCUCAGGCUUCCCUUGCAGGAUGUCUAUAAGAUUGGUGGUAUUGGUACUGUGCCAGUUGGACGAGUGGAGACUGGUGUUCUGAAGCCUGGUAUGGUGGUGACUUUUGGUCCCUCGGGACUGACAACUGAAGUUAAGUCUGUUGAGAUGCACCAUGAGGCUCUCCAGGAGGCUCUUCCAGGUGACAACGUGGGAUUUAAUGUGAAGAACGUUGCAGUCAAGGAUCUGAAGCGUGGUUUUGUUGCCUCUAACUCUAAAGAUGACCCUGCAAAGGAGGCUGCCAACUUCACAUCUCAAGUUAUCAUCAUGAACCAUCCUGGUCAGAUUGGAAAUGGCUAUGCCCCUGUGCUUGACUGCCACACAUCCCACAUUGCUGUUAAAUUCGCCGAGCUUUUGACCAAGAUUGACAGGCGAUCUGGUAAAGAGCUUGAGAAGGAGCCCAAAUUUUUGAAGAAUGGUGAUGCAGGUAUGGUUAAGAUGAUUCCCACCAAGCCCAUGGUGGUUGAAACUUUCUCUGAGUAUCCCCCACUUGGACGUUUUGCUGUGAGGGACAUGCGUCAAACUGUUGCUGUGGGAGUCAUCAAGAACGUGGAGAAGAAGGACGCAACUGGAGCCAAGGUCACUAAGGCAGCCCAGAAGAAGGGAGGCAAGUGAUUUCUGCAACUACAUGGUAUCAAGGUUGCAGAAAUCAGUGGUUUAUUGUUAGUUUCGUCAUUGAAGAGUCGGAUGCUUUUGUUAUAGUUUUGAGUAUCUGUCGUUGUCUUGCAGCCUUAACAUGCAAGUCUGGGUUCUUGAUGGCGGCAAAGAGUUUUCGUUUCAGUCUGCCGAGUCAUGUUUUGUUUUAAUGUCAGUCUUAUGCGAACUCCAUUUUCAAAAGCAGCCUGAGGGUUUUAGGUUUGCUCUUUCGCUGCUUAGGGAUGCUUUAAUUUUACUUAUAAUUUAUAUUUUUUUUUUAGUUUUU
This is a messenger RNA of Prosopis cineraria, 1833 nucleotides long. Its product is annotated as elongation factor 1-alpha. Gene Ontology annotation, biological process: translational elongation; translation. Lineage: Eukaryota; Viridiplantae; Streptophyta; Magnoliopsida; Fabales; Fabaceae. Bases 177 to 1526 code for a protein of 449 amino acids. Gene Ontology annotation, molecular function: translation elongation factor activity; GTPase activity; GTP binding. The transcript has 3 exons. The record is from RefSeq and is a predicted model, not a curated record.